Molecule: messenger RNA, 698 nt
Organism: Agrilus planipennis (emerald ash borer)
Lineage: Eukaryota; Metazoa; Arthropoda; Insecta; Coleoptera; Buprestidae
Product: macro domain-containing protein RSc0334
Biological process (GO): DNA damage response; peptidyl-glutamate ADP-deribosylation; purine nucleoside metabolic process
Cellular component (GO): nucleoplasm
Molecular function (GO): ADP-ribosylglutamate-[protein] hydrolase activity
Source: RefSeq, a predicted model, not a curated record
CUAUGAUGACAACCAUGAUGACAGCCAAACGAUUACUAUAUAACCUCAAAUAUACAGCAAAUCAAUUUAAGUUACUCAGUACAUUAAAAAAUAAAUUAGGAAUGGGUCAGUGGGAACAAGAAAAGCAAAAAUUCUUGGCAAUGCCCAUCGAGGAAAAAAGAAAGUUAUAUAAAUCAAAAGGAUCGUUUGUAACUAUUUCCGACAUACCGACUUGGAAAGAGUACGCUGCCAAAACAACUCUACCAAAAAAGGCAGAAAUUCUACCCUCCCAAAAAAUAGAUUCGUCAAAAAAUCAGUCCUUAGUAGACUUGGUGUCUAUAUAUAGAGGCGACAUUACGACUUUAGAAGUUGAUGCUAUUGUAAAUGCAGCAAAUAGCUCUUUGCUGGGUGGAGGUGGUGUUGAUGGUGCCAUACAUAGGGCUGCUGGACCUCUUCUAGUAGAAGAAUGUAAAACUUUAGGUGGCUGCCCUACUGGAGAAGCAAGAAUCACUGGGGGUUAUUUGUUACCGGCUAAAUACGUUAUACACACUGUAGGCCCUCAAGGAGAGAAGCCAGAUCUGCUUGCUAAAUGCUACAGAAAUAGUUUGAACUUGAUGAAAGAAAAUAAUCUGAAGACUAUUGCUUUUUCAUGUAUUUCAACAGGGGUUUAUGGAUAUCCACAAGAACCAGCAUCUAAAGUCGCAACUUAUGAAGUAAGG